Messenger RNA from Oryzias melastigma (Indian medaka), 1869 nucleotides. It is a transcript of the gene nostrin, whose product is annotated as nitric oxide synthase trafficking. Gene Ontology annotation, biological process: signal transduction. The record is from RefSeq and is a predicted model, not a curated record. Gene Ontology annotation, cellular component: cytoplasm; plasma membrane. Gene Ontology annotation, molecular function: protein binding. The transcript is spliced from 16 exons. The coding region runs from base 86 to 1804 and encodes 572 amino acids. Lineage: Eukaryota; Metazoa; Chordata; Actinopteri; Beloniformes; Adrianichthyidae.
CGUUUCUCCCCAAAGGGUCCUUUCCCUCCUCUCUCUGGAAUUUUCCUUUGUCUUGCCCGCCAACUAAAGGUUUAGUGAUUUCCGCAUGAGAGACGUUAGGAGGAGAAUGGUCAAAGUCCUGGGUUCAAAGUCAACAAACGGCCGAAGUGCCAAGAUGAAGGACCCAAUCGGCACCUGCUCUUACAAUGAACUCUAUCAAAAGGUGAAACAAUAUUCAAAGGAUGGAGAAAACUUCUUCAAAGAACUCAUGACGAUUUUUCAGCAAAGGGCUGAGUUGGAACUUACAUACGCUAAAGGACUACAAAAACUGGCAGGGAGACUCCUCAAGGCCUCCAAAGGGAUGACAAAAAAUUCCACCUAUACCGCCUGGUGUCAUGUGUCAGACGAGAUGUACUCAAGAGCUGACGCCCACAGAUCAUUAGGAAAUGCAUUUAACCAAGAAGCUAUUCUGGAAAUUCGACAGGUUUCAGACGAGCACAGCAAGAGGAAGAGGCCUCUUGACAGUGUCAUUGAAAGAAAUGGAAAGCUGUUCCAUAACAACUGGAGUGAGCAACUUAAGCUAAAGAAGAAACUGAUUGGAUUAACAAGGGAGCAUGAAGCUCUGUACAACUUCGUUGAAAACAACAAGCAGAUCUGCACAGAGAAAGAAAAACAAAAGAUGCUAAACAGGCUGACAAAAUCAGCGGAAAUACAAACACGGGUGGAUGAGGAGUAUUUCCUCGCAAACACCAAGGGUCAUCAAAUGAGACUCAAGUGGGAGAACACAUUAAAAAACUGCUACCAGGUCAUUCUGGAGCUAGAAAAACAACGGAUUGAGGUUCUAGGCAACAUUUUGAACAGAUAUAGCCUCCACGUGGCCAGUUUUGAAAAGACCCUCAAACAUAGCCAAAAACAGAUAGAGCAAGUUGUCCAAAGAGUGGACAUGGAUGACGAUAUAAAAAAGCUGGUGGAGGAAAACAACACCACAGUCGAGGACAACAAAGCAGAGUUUCUGAUAGCCGAUUAUUAUGAGGAAGAAAACAAAUCCUUCAUGAGUAAAGACAGAAGAAGAGCUGCUAUCAAGUUCAAACUCCACCGUCUAGAAGACACCAUCGCAAAAACAAAGAAGGACCGUGAGGGUCUUGAGAAACUGAUGAAAACUUACGCCGCAAAUCCGUCUUUUUCAAACCAGCAGAAUCGUGAAGAAAUUGAGCUGCUGCUGGAUGAGAUUACGUUAAAACUGAAUCUACUGGAAGCCACAAGCUGCAAACUUUCGUUAACACUGUCGGAGAUAGAAGGAAAACCCAAGUCAGGCCACCCUUUUAGUGACAGCAUAUCGAAAUGGAAAGAUAAGGACUGUGAGCACAGCAUCAUUCAGCUGACUCGUCCGGUCAAACUCAGGAAGACGCCGUUCAGAACCAAACAUUCUCUGAGAGCUUCCAUCAUCUACAAGGGACCAGUUCAGAUCCUGUCGGUAUCCCCUGUGAAACCGAGAGGUACCGACCCGGUCACUGUUCCGGCUAAAACACGGGGAGCUGUGGAGGGUAGCAGCACUGCUAAUGCUGAGAUUCCCCACAGAGCCAGUGACAAACCACGAGAUGAAACAACAAAAGUGUGCAGUUUGGGAAAAUGCAAAGUCCUGUUCAACUUCACACCUGAACAUCAAAACGAAUUGGCCUUAAAAGAAGGUGAUCUUGUGGACAUUUGUGCUAAAGAAGAGAACGGUUGGUGGUUCGGUGUUCUAAAGGGACAGAAAGGCCAUUUUCCAUCUGGGUAUGUGGAGGAGCUGCCAGUGAUGAGCUGCACUCAGUCAUCUGAAGGCUGAGGGACCCAAUGAGAAUCAAGUCACUCUUAACAUGUUUGUUACAUUGUACAGUAAAACAAACAAAA